AGCAGAAUAAGGAGCAGCGUCGGUAGGGCUCGGAAGCGGAUCCAUUGUCAGUCGUCGGAUAGGGUUUCUGUGUACAAAUCACCUGACGUGGGGUUUGCGCUCAGAUAGGCAGCGGGCCAAGUAACCCCACAUUUCCAGCGCCCAAGACCGCAAACACUAAACAAGCAGCCCGCCUUUUUGUGGGGCACCGCCUGGCCGCAACCUGUCCCCGUUCUCACUAUUAAUAAUGCGCUGAUUCUCUUCCUCCCGGUCUCCAUCUUCCCCAUCUUCAUCAACAAUGUCUCCCGUCUCAAUCUACCCGAGCUCCAUCGACGAGCAGCGCAAGCUCAAGUGCAUCACAGUCGGCGCCGGCAUCUCCGGCAUCCUCGCCGGCAUCAGACUCCCCCAGUACAUCCCCAACAUCGACCUCACUAUCUACGAUAAGAACUCAGACGUUACCGGAACCUGGUACGAGAACAGAUAUCCUGGUGUUGCCUGUGACAUCCCCGCACACUCCUACCAGCUCUCCUUCGAGCCCAACCCGAACUGGUCCCACUUCUACGCCUCCGGCAAAGAGCUCCACGACUACUGGCAGGGCGUCGCCAACAAGUACGGCGUCACCAAGUACACCAAGCUCUCCCACAAGGUCACCGGCGCCGAGUGGAACGAGGACGCAAACAAGUGGUUCGUCACCGUCGAGAACCUCCUCACCAAGGAGUCCUUCAUCGACGACUGCGACAUCCUCUACGUCUGCGUCGGCACCCUCAACGACUGGAGAUGGCCCGACGUCAAGGGACUCCACGACUUCAAGGGCGAGCUUCUCCACAGUGCCGCCUGGGACGAGAGCUGGGAUGCAAAGGGCAAGAACGUCGCUGUCAUCGGCGCCGGCUCCAGUGCCAUCCAGAUCGUGCCUACUCUGCAGAAGGUCGUCAACAGACUCGACAACUACGUCCGCGGAAAGACCUGGAUCUCUCCUCCCUUCGCCGCCGCCGAGGUCGAGAAGCACACAUCAUCUGAGGCCAACUUCGAGUUCAGCGAAGACGAGCUCAAGCGAUUCAGAGAGGACCCCGAGUUCUUCCUCAAGUACCGCAAGGCCAUCGAGGAUGAGAUCCAGGGCGCUCAUCACACCACCUUCAUCGGCCCCGACUCUGACGCCGCCGCCGCUCUUUUCCUCAAAAACAUGGAAGUCAAGCUCGCCAACCGCCCUGAUAUCUUCAAGGCCCUCAUUCCUUCCUUCCCCCCUGGAUGCCGUCGUCUGACUCCCGGACCCGGCUACCUCAACAGCUUGGUCCAGCCCAACGUUAACUUCAUCACCACCGGAAUCGACCACAUCACCGAGACCGGCCUCGUCACCGUCGACGGUGUCCACCGUGAGGUUGACGCCCUGAUCUGCGCCACCGGCUUCGACACCACCUACACCGGUCGUUUCCCCAUCAAGGGCCGCAACGGCAAGCUCCUCAACGACCACUGGACUCCCUACCCGAGUAGCUAUCUCUCGAUCACCACCGACGGUUUCCCCAACCUCUUCACCUCCUUCGGACCCAACUCCGCUCUUGGCUCGGGCAGUCUCAGCAUGAUGCUUGAGAAGGUCUGCGAGUACGUCACCAAGACCGUCUCCAAGAUGGCCUACGAGAACAUCCUCACUGUCGAGCCCAAGAAGGAGGCCGUCGACAACUUUGUCGAGUACUGCCGCCAGUACUUCAAGAAGACCGUCUUCUCCAAGCCGUGCCGGUCAUGGUACAAGGGUGGAAAGAUGGAGGGUGACAUCAUUUCGCUCUGGCCUGGCUCGUCUCUCCAUGCUAUCUGGGCCUUCUCGCACCCAAGAUGGGAGGACUUCAACUACACCUACGUCGAGGGAAACCCGAUGGCCUGGUUCGGUGACGGCUGGACCGAGACCGAGCGACGAGUCGACGGCGACAGAUCAUACUACCUCAACCCUGAUCAGUUGGAUACCCCCCCUGUUGCCGCCUCAACCUCCAAGAGAGCUUAGAUGUUUAGAACAUUUAGAUAACAAAGAUUUUGUCAGAAGAAGGGUGUUUUGUUUUUGUUUGUAUUUUUCAUAAAGUUAAUGAUCAUUGUUUUGAGGUUCCAAGAAUCUGGGUUUUGCUUUUGUUCUUUAAAGUGUUGGUAAUUCAAUC
This is a messenger RNA of Myxozyma melibiosi, 2117 nucleotides long. RefSeq lists its product as uncharacterized. Bases 278 to 1969 code for a protein of 563 amino acids. The transcript is spliced from 2 exons. NCBI's taxonomy places the organism in Eukaryota, Fungi, Ascomycota, Lipomycetes, Lipomycetales, Lipomycetaceae. The record is from RefSeq and is a predicted model, not a curated record.